CACUCCUGAGCAAGAGCGACUGGACCGCCUACCUGCCCAAGUGUCCACUUGGCCGGGCCCCACCUAGCCCAACCUGCCAGAGCUCCCUGAAGAAGGAUCUCUCUCCCCUGGCAGCUGGACCAAGGAAGAGGUUUUGGGCAUCAGUAGGUCCUUCGGGCCCACCUGGACCAUGAUCUCUGCCUGCCUAUGCCUGCUUUGCCUCGCUGUUAUUCAGGCUUUCACCACCGAGGCCCAGCCUGCAGAGCUGCAUGCGGAAGUCCCUGAAAACUAUGGUGGGAACUUCCCUUUCUACAUAAUCAAGCUACCACUACCCCUCGGGAGGGAUAAAGGCCAGAUUGUCCUAUCAGGCGACUCAAGCACAGAUGCUCAAGACCCCUUUGCUGUGGAUCCAGAGUCUGGCUUUCUGGUGGCAACAAAGGCCCUGGACAGGGAGGAAAAGGCAGAGUACCGACUACAGGUGACCUUGGAGUCUGAGGAUGGACAAGUCUUGUGGGGUCCACAGCCUGUGACUGUGCAUGUGAAAGAUGAGAAUGACCAGGUACCCCAAUUCUCCCAGGCCAUCUACAGAGCUCGGCUAAGCCAGGGCACCAGGCCUGGGAUCCCCUUUCUCUUCCUUGAGGCUUCUGAUGGGGAUGCACCGGGCACAGCCAACUCAGACCUUCGAUUCCACAUCCUGAGUCAAUCCCCAGCUCAGCCUUUCCCAGAUAUGUUCCAGCUGGACCCUCAACUAGGCUCUCUGGCCCUCAGUCCCAGGGGAAGCACCAGCCUAGACCUUGAAGGGCCUUACCAGCUGUUGGUACAGGUCAAGGACAUGGGUGACCAGGCCUCAGGCCACCAGGCCAUCACCACUGUGGAGAUCUCCAUAGUACAGAGCACCUGGGUACCUCUCGAACCUGUUCACCUAGCAGAGAAUCUACAGGCUGCAUACCCACACAGCAUUGCCCAGGUCCACUGGAGUGGAGGAGACGUACAUUAUCAACUGCAGAGUCAGCCUGCAGGACCCUUUGACGUGGAUGCAGAGGGGGGAAUCCAUGUAACCGCGGAGCUGGACCGAGAGGCCCAGGCUGAGUACCUGCUCCAAGUCCGAGCUCAGAAUUCCCGUGGUGAGGACUUUGCGGAACCCCUGGAGUUGCAGGUGGUGGUGAUGGAUGAGAAUGACAACGCCCCUGUCUGCUCCCCGCAUGACCCAGCAAUCAGCAUCCCUGAGCUCAGCCCUCCAGGAACUGAAGUGAUUACGCUGUCAGCAGAGGACAUGGAUGCCCCUGGAUCACCCAAUUCCCACGUUGUAUAUCGGUUGUUGAGCCCUGAGCCUGAGGAGGGGGCUGAAGAAAAAGCCUUCAAGUUAGAUUCUGCCACAGGCCAUGUAACACUGGGAACUGCCCCACUCCACCCAGGCCAGGCCAUCCUGCUUCAGGUGCUGGCUGUUGACUUAGCAGGAUCAGAGGGUGGACUCAGCAGCACAUGUGAGGUGGUGGUCACGAUCACAGACAUCAACAACCAUGCCCCUGAGUUCAUCACUUCCCAGAUUGGACCUGUAAGUCUUCCUGAAGAUGUGAAGCCAGGGGUUCUGGUGGCCACACUUAUGGCCACUGAUGCUGACCUUGAGCCUGCCUUCCGCCUUAUGGACUUUGCCAUUGAAGAAGGAGACCCGAAAGGGAUCUUUGACCUGGCCCGGGAGCCAGACUCUGAUCAUGUCCAGCUUAGACUCCUAAAGAACCUCAGCUAUGAGGCAGCUCCUCAUCACAAGGUGGUAGUGGUAGUGCGGAACGUGGAGGAACUGGUGGGCCCAGACCCAGGCCCUGGAGCCACGGCCACAGUGACUAUAUUGGUGGAAAGGGUGAUGCCACCCCUCAAGCUGGACCAGGAGAGCUAUGAGACCAGCAUCCCAGUGAGCACCCCAGCUGGCUCCCUCCUGCUGACCAUUCAGCUCUCAGAGCCCCCUAGCAGAGCCCUCAGGUUCUCCCUGGUCAAUGACUCAGAGGGCUGGCUCUGCAUCAAGGAGGGCUCUGGGGAGGUGCACACAGCCCGGUCCCUGAGGGGUGCCAAGCCUGGGGACACCUACACAGUGCUCGUGGAGGCCCAAGACACAGGUGAACCAGGGCUGAGCACUUCUGCCACCAUUGUGGUCCAUUUCCUGAAGGCCUCUCCUGUCCCAGGAUUGACUGUAGCCCCUGGGCCCAGCAGACACCUCUGUACACCCCGCCAAGACUAUGGUGUGGUUGUCAGUGGGGCCAGUGAGGGUUCUGGCCUGGCCAAUGGACAUGGUCCCUACAGCUUUGCUCUUGGUCCCAACCCCACCGUGCAACGGGAUUGGCGCCUCCAGCCUUUCAAUGAUUCCCAUGCCUACCUAACCUUGGCCUUGCAUUGGGUAGAGCCAGGUGAAUACAUGGUACCUGUGGUUGUCCACCAUGAUGCCAAGAUGUGGCAACUCCAGGUCCAAGUGUUCGUGUGUCGCUGCAAUCUGGACGGCCAAUGCAUGCGCAAGGUGGGCCGCAUGAAGGGAAUGCCUACGAAGCUGUCAGCAGUGGGUGUCCUCUUGGGUACCCUGGCAGCCAUAGGCUUCAUCCUCAUCCUUGUCUUCACCCACCUGGCCCUGGCACGGAAGAAGGACCUGGAUCAGCCAGCAGACAGUGUUCCCCUGAAGGCAGCAGUGUGAGUGAUCCCAGCAGCCCCAACUAGGAGGCUGGCUCCUCCUCCAUCUGAGCUCACUGAGAAAGGGCCCAGUGCCCAAGAUACACUGGAGACCAAGACAGAGGAAAAGCUCUCCGUCUUCCUGGAGUGGAGGCACUGUCACCAGGCAUGUCCCCAAAGCCUGGACACUGACUUUACAGGAUGGCCAUGGGAACACUCCAAAUGGCAGCUCUUUGUCCAAUAAUAAAGGCUCAGAGAGCCAGGCUGGACCCUGUAAA
Molecule: messenger RNA, 2909 nt
Organism: Myodes glareolus (Bank vole)
Lineage: Eukaryota; Metazoa; Chordata; Mammalia; Rodentia; Cricetidae
Source: RefSeq, a predicted model, not a curated record